CGCCUAGCCUUCCCGGCGGGGGCCGGCACCGAGCACCCCCUCCCCGCCGCCGCCGCCGACACAACUUCCUCCCCCGGCCCCGCACUGGGCAACUUUUCGGGCCGGUUCAUGUGCGGCGCCCCGAACCGGCAGAGUCCAGGCCCUGUUUACUUGGACAGCCGCAGAAGUUGGUGGCAGACAUUGAAUCUCAGACCUCCUAAGAGACUGACCACGUGUGUAUUUUUGGAUGCACCCUCGCUUGUGAGCAGCAGAAACCUUGAAAGAUGAGAAGAGGAAGCUUAAGCCCAGUUCAUGAGAUGCAAUGGUGAACUUUCAGCCUGGUUCCAGGAUGUGAAAUGCAGUAGAUGGUGCUGAAACAACACUGAGGCUCGUCCUGUGAAAUAUCCACAGUCCAGUGUGUAUAGAGAAAAUGCCUGCUGGCUCUGCCAAGUGUUGAUGAUCCUGUGUCUUGAAGAGAUGCAUUCCAGGACGAGGAAACACUGACUGUCUUGAGUAUAAACUUACAUAAGUUCUAAAAAUGGGAAGGAUUUUUUUGGACCACAUUGGUGGCACUCGCCUGUUCUCCUGUGCAAACUGCGACACAAUUCUGACCAACCGCUCAGAGCUCAUCUCCACCCGCUUUACAGGGGCCACAGGAAGGGCCUUUCUUUUUAACAAGGUGGUAAAUCUGCAGUACAGUGAAGUUCAGGACCGAGUCAUGCUCACUGGCCGCCACAUGGUUCGAGAUGUGAGCUGCAAGAACUGCAACAGCAAACUGGGCUGGAUCUAUGAGUUUGCCACUGAAGACAGCCAGCGCUACAAGGAGGGCCGCGUUAUCCUGGAAAGAGCCUUGGUCCGGGAGAGCGAAGGCUUCGAGGAGCAUGUUCCAUCCGACAAUUCCUGAAGAGGCUCCAGUCUCUUCUCAGGUUCUCUUCAAUUGAAACUCAAAUAUAAUAAAAUCAACAAAAAAAUCUGCUCACAUACACUGUCACCUUAGCAUCAGAGUCGGAUUCAUGGACUACMAAGUGGGAAAGAUUGUGAGAAUAUUUCAGAUGGAAUCUUCCUUUCUUUAUUCCUUUUAUAUUUUACUUUCCCUCCAGCAGCUGUUUGUAGAAAGAAUGUUGUGCAGAUGCUGUAACCUUUUCUCUCUUUCAUUUACAUCUGUUAGAUUUGAGAUUGUAUCUACAGAUACAGUGUGCUAAAAGGAAAAUAUUUGCGGGAUUUGUCUUUGGUUGGAGAGAAAUUCAAUGAGGUUUUUUUUUUAGUUUGCACAAACUGAUGUCAGCAUCAAUUUGUUUUAAAACUACCAUUGUUUUUUUAAAAGUAUAUUCCAACUUUUGGCUUAAAUUUUUAGUUAGUUUUUGGUUGUUAUUUUUUACCCAGCCUUUUCACCUGGUUUGCUAGCUAAAGUAAAGAGAUCCGAAAUUGUGCUGAGUGCUAAAGGUUCAGUGUUGGUACGGCUUGGGCUGGCCCAUGUGCCAUAUUCUUGUUGAGGUUGAUUGGUAGCACAGAGCYCAUUAUUUCUCGUCAUUCUUGACCCAAAGAUGUCACCAUUCCUUGUUUAUUUGUGAAGUCCCAUUCACCAUGUAAACUGGUGUUGAUUGGAAACUAUUCUUGAAAUAGGGCAAAACUGCUUGGCUUUUUUUAACUUUAACAGAUGUAACUUAUGAGCAUAGUAAUAAUAUAAAGUAAUAGCUGUCUGUUUAGUCUUGCAUUGCUUACAAAUCCAGCUGUGUUUGUAAUGAUAGGGAUCCACUGAGAAACUACUGUUUCAGUAGUAGUUUUUUUUUCGUUUCUCUACUAAUCUCAUUAAGUUAGGGAAUUGCAAAUCUUAAUUCUUCUUCUUAGCUUUCUUUAAACCCAGAACUUCCUAUGUUAAACACAGCUGCUGUGUAAAAGGAGAAGAUUGCCAGCAUGUUUGUUCAUGCCUAGAGUUAUGCAAUCUGCAUCUCUUGAAAAGAUUAACGUAAACAGCUUGUUUUCAAAUGCUGCUUCUGGUGUUGAAAUCUUUAUCUUUCAACUUUGUUGAACCUUUUCAUUGUGAUGUUACAUUUUUAUCUUUCUGGGCAGCAGUACAUGCCAGCCUAGUAGUAACUAUGACUUGGAUUCCUGCUUUGUUCUAGUAGAGGUCAGCUCUGUUUAAAACAGUGGUCAUGCUUGCCUUUUUUAGCAAAAAUGCUCUUCAUUAACUUAACUCAAGGGUGCCCAAACACUUUCAUUGUGUCUUAAGCCAUAAGUUAAGAUCUCAAGGGCUGAAAUUUAUUUGAAUGUUAGAUAUGUAUGAUUUCUUAUCCAAGAUAUGAGUUGGUUGUGGUUUGUUUUCUUAUUGGAUAAAUUGUGGUCAAGGUGAAGCAAGUUACCCACAGAUGUAGAAAAGGGGGGAACCCCACCCAACCAAACAGAUCUGGGUUCUGACCUUUCAGAAUAACUUUUCUUCUCUAGACACAGUUCCAUUUCUGAAACUGAAGAUGUGGACGGUGAAUAUGUAGAGUAUUUUUCUUAAUUUUUUUUGGUUGCCAAGUGGCAAUUUGGACACCCCUGACUUGAAUCUACUGCCUCUUCCAUGUAAAGGUAGCUUUGUUCUAGAAAUGUCACACAGAAAGAAAACAGAGUAGAUCACAUACCAGAGCUGUGCUUGAAUCAAGCUGCUUAAACAAUAGUGUACUUGUGCCUCAAAUGAAUCAGUUUUUGCACUGAGUACAGUAGUACCCCAUUAUCUUAUACUCUUGUUCUUCACAGACCCUGGAAGCGCCAUUAGCAUGGUUCUCUGCAGUACUUUUCUUGUACUUCUGACAUUACAGUACAAUAAAGUAUGUUUUGUCCUGAACUGAUGUUUGCUGUCCUUUUAGAGUUAUUUU
Malurus melanocephalus (red-backed fairy wren) is the source of this 2837-nucleotide messenger RNA. RefSeq names its product yippee like 5 (gene YPEL5). The coding region runs from base 518 to 883 and encodes 121 amino acids. The record is from RefSeq and is a predicted model, not a curated record. Lineage: Eukaryota; Metazoa; Chordata; Aves; Passeriformes; Maluridae. The transcript has 6 exons.